Didymodactylos carnosus is the source of this 3396-nucleotide messenger RNA. Lineage: Eukaryota; Metazoa; Rotifera; Eurotatoria; Philodinida; Philodinidae. The record is from the annotation of a GenBank genome assembly.
AUGCUUGCAUAUCAACAGCAGCAGCAGCAACAACAGCAGAAGCAAACAUAUUCUUACUCAACGAUGUUUACUCAACCUCUACCACCGUUACCGAUAGUCACUCAGCCAACAACACCAUCAGUACAACCACCGUCUGAUGAUAAACAACAAUUACUAACAGACAAAAUCAAUGGUGAUAAAGACGUUGUACAGGUCAAAUGGUCGUCGAAUAAGCAAAGAUCAAAUGAUACUUCUGUAGUAAGAAAACGACCUUUCUCUCGUUCACGUUCUCGUUCAACUUCACCACCAGUACCACAUCGUAAACAAACCAAUGAUCGAUAUUAUUCAAAUAAAAGAUCUCGUUUCGAUAAUAAAUCGCCAUUGUUCUAUGAUCGUACUACACUAAAUGCGAGGGAAGAAUAUAAAGAUAGUGAACGAUCAAAAAAUGAAAAGAAUUUCGUUCCACCUUUUGAUGCAGUUCCAAGGCGAAAAAGACAAAAUGAAUUUAUUGAGGAUGAAUAUAAUGAUUCAAAUUCUGAUAAUGACGAUAAUAAAUCUCAAGAAACCAAAAAUGUGUACGUUCGAACAUGUUCAUCAGAAAUUUAUUAUCGACGAGAUGAACAGAAUCCACGAAUUAUUCAUGCUACUCAACGUUUAAAAGAACUAUGUGAACGUUUCAAAAAAGAUGUUUUAUCGCAACGUGAACAAUUUCGCUGUGAAUCGAAAGUAUUUGAAGAAAAAAAUUAUUGGCAAAUAUUACAUAAGUUGAAAAAUUUUGGAACAAAAAAAUGUCGUUGUGAUAGUCAUGACUCAUCUGAUAGUUGCUGUGAUGAAUCUCAGGACGAUGAUGAAGAAAAUGAAAAACAAUCGGAUGAUGAUGGCGAAAAUUUGUUGACGAUUGAAAUAGAACGAAAGAAACAAGUACCGCAUCGAUUGCAUCCAGAUUUAUGGUUUAAUGAAUAUAAACAGGGAAAUGAUGGCCCUGCAAUUCCAUUGUGCAAUUCAUGGACAAAUAAUGCCGAUCGUCUAUAUCAUUAUCGUAUAACACUAACACCAGACACAAAUUUUAUUCUGAAAGAACCAACGCUCAUCACCUACGAUGAUCAUGAUUAUACAUUCGAAGGAUUUUCGGUACUUUCACACGUUUCACUAGCAAACGUGAACGAUUGUAUCGUUGUUUAUCAUAAUAUUGAUUAUGCUAUUGGUAUAGAAGAAGAAAAAUGUGUUGAACAUUAUACGAUAUCUGAAUUGGAUUUAUUACAACAGUAUAUUUUCAUUGAUUUGAUUGAAUUGUAUGAUAUUCAAUGGAAAUUACCAAAUGUCGAUUUAACAUCGACAUGUUCAUGUUUUCAUUUUUUCCCCCGUUUUUCGCGACAAUUGCCGCAAAAUGGUGGCAAAGAGUUAUUGAAUGCAGCUGAAAUGCUUCUAUAUUUUUUAAAACAUUUAAAACCAUUAGUACCCAAAGAAUUAAAUGAACGUUGUGCAACAAUGUCGGUUGAUGCAUGGGAAAAAUAUGUGUCAAAAAUACAAGGAUCAAUUAUAUCAUUUCCAACAAAACGGCCAAGUUGUGUACGUUUAGAUCAGUUGGAUAGAGAACCAUUGGUUAAAAAUGAAUCAACAUAUCCACUUAUUGUGCACUUUGGUAUGCGUCCGGCUAUAUUAUCGAUUCAAUAUAAUCAAGAGUAUCGUCAAGCCUAUAAAGCCUAUUUGAAAGUGUUUUUUUUAUUAAAAAAUCGUAAGCCAACAGACGAUGACAAACAAAAUUUACGAGAUAAAGAAUUAAAAUUAAAACAAAUAAUAUUGAAAAAUUCUGAACAACUAAAACGUGAAACGGUUGUCGUUAUUUCAUCUGAAAAUGCUUAUCGUACCGGAAUAAAGUCAGAUCUAAUUCAAUAUGGCCUAUUAAUAUCGUCAUUACAUGACCAUCUAAGAUUUCAUAUCAGUUUAAAAUGCUUAGAAGACAAUCUCAUACAAUAUCAAUUUAAAAAUCGAUCGUUAAUGCAAUUGGCAUUAACUCAUCCAAGUGGUAAUUAUGUUUUACAUAAUAAUUUGGGACCAAACCCAGAUCAUGUUAAAAAUACACUGGCUAAUUGUCGUGUUAGAAAUACAAUGUAUGGCGAUCGAAAACAAUUAUUUCGUCCAAUAACAAAGAGAGGUGUAUCUACAUUAUUCAAAAUAAUGGCGAAGAAGGCAAAAAAUUUUGAACAUAUCUCAGAAAUAACAAAUUAUGAACGACUGGAGUUUUUAGGUGAUGCAUUAUUAGAAUUUUUAGUUAGUAUCCAUUUAUUCUUUUUAUUUCCACAAUUUGAUGAAGGGCGCAUGUCAACGUUUCGUGUUGGUCUUAUUCAGAAUCAUUUUUUUACCAUAUUAGCGCGAAAUUUACAGUUAGAGCAUUUUAUUAUUUAUAAUCAUGGUCCUGAUUUAUGUUCUCAUUCAGCGUUGAAUCAUGCUCUAGCCAAUUCAUUUGAAGCUCUAAUGGGUGCUAUUUAUCUCGAUGGUGGUCUAUAUAUUGUUGAUAAAAUUCUGUCAAAAAUACUCUUUUUUAAUGAUCAAAAUUUGACUGAUAUAUGGAAUACAUUUAAUCCAUAUCCGUUGAAAAUACAAUAUCCCGAUAGUGACCGACAUCUAAUUGAAAAAGUACCGUUAUUAAAAAAAUUAACAAAAUUUGAACAAGAAACAGGCAUUGAAUUUCAACAUAUUAGAAUGUUGGCACAAGCAUUCUGUACGAGACCUAUACCGCAGAAUGAUUUGACAAUUGAAGAUAAUGAACGUUUAGAAUUUUUAGGUGAUACAGUUUUAAAUUUUGUUGUUAGUGAUUAUUUAUAUCGUCAUUUUCCAGAGCAUCAUGAAGGUCAUUUAUCAUUAUUGCGUAGUUGUACAGUUAGUAAUCCAACUCAAGCGAUUAUGUACGAUGAAUUAGGCAUGCAACAAUAUGUUGACUGUGUUCGGGAACAGUUACGAAUAACAACACCAAAAAUUGUUGAAAAAAGUUUGAAAGCAAAAGCUGAUGUAUUUGAAGCAUUCAUUGCUGCUUUAUUUAUUGAUCAAGGUUUAGAAGCAAUCUAUUCAUUUUGUCGUGCAACAAUAUUUCCACGGCUACAAGAAUUUAUUUCUACUCAAUAUUGGAAUGAUCCGAAAUCAAAUUUACAACAUUGUUGUUUAGCUCUCCGCGAUCCAAAUGAUAGAAAUCCACCAUUACCAGAAUAUCGUGUGUUAAAAUCAAUCGGAUCAUCGAAUAAUGUACAAUAUAAAGUUGGCGUCUAUUUUCGUAAACAACGUUUAGCUAUUGGAAAUGGACGUAGUAUACAUGAUGCUGAAAUGGCAUCGGCUAAAAAUGCAUUAGAAUCACAUGCGUCAAUGUUUCCACUAUUACAUUAUCAAAAAACGGUAUUAGAAAAAAAGUUUGUAUCGUCAUCG